UUCUCUUUAACUCUUUGCUUCAUUUUCAUCAACUUUGGCUUAUGACUACAACAGAGUAUAUUUAAGAGAUUCACUUUUCUUUGCUUGUUUAAUUCCUUAAGAGCACUGGCCGUCGUCUCUGUUGGAUGGUCAGAUACCUGAUUCAAGGCUAUAGGUGUAAGGACAGUGAAACCUUUUUUUUUUUUUUUUUGACAGAGUUUUUCUGUGUCACCUAGGCUGGAGUGCAGUGGCACAAUCUCAGCUCACAGCAAUGUCUGCCUUUCAGGGUCAGGCCAUUCUAUCCCACUCAGUCUCCUGAGUAGCUAGGACUACAGGUGCACACUGCCAUGUCCCCACAUCCAGCUCACUUUUUGUAUUUUUUGUAGAGAUGGGUUUUGCUACGUUGCUCAGGCUGGUCUUGAACUCCUAAUCUCAAGUGAUCCACCUACCUUGGCUUCCAGAAGUGCUGGGAUUACAGACAUGAGCCACUGCACCUGGCCUGAAAAUCAUUUUUAAUGAUUUUAUUUGAUGUUUCUUUUUUUUUUUUUUUUCUUCUUUAAGACUGAGUAUUGCCCCGUCACCCAGGCUGGAGUGCAGUGGUGAGAUUUCAACUCACUGCAGUCUCCGCCUUCCAUGUUCAAACAAUUCUCCUGCCUCAGCCUCCCUAGUAGCUGGGAUUACAGGUGCCUGCCAUCACACCUAGCUAAUUUUUGUAUUUUUAUAGAGAUUGGGUUUCACCAUGUUGGACAGGAUGGUCUCAAUCUCUUGACCUCAUGAUCUGCCUGCCUCAGCCUCCCAAAGUGCUGGGAUUACAGGCAUGAGCCACCGCGCCCAGCCUAGAAGUUAUUUUUUCUCUUUCUUUCUUUCCUUUUUUUUUUUUUUGAGAUGGAGUUUUGCUUGUUACCCAGGCUGGAGUGCAAUGGCGUGAUCUCGGCUCACUGCUACCUCCGCCUCCUGGGUUUAGGCAAUUCUCCUGCCUCAGCCUUCUGAGUAGCUGGGAUUACAGGCACCGCCACCAUGCCCAGCUAAUUUUUUGUAGAGACGGGGUUUCACCAUGUUGACCAGGAUGGUCUCUAUCUCUUGACCUCGUGAUCCACCUGUCUCAGCUUUCCAAAGUGCUGGGAUUACAGGUGUGAGCCACCACACCUGGCUUUUUUGUUUUUUUUUUUUAAGAUGGGGUUUCACCAUGUUGGUCAGGCUGGUCUUGAACACCCAACCUCAGGUGAUUCACCCACCUUGUCCUUCAAAGUGCUUGGAUUACAGGCGUGAGCCACCACGCUCAGCCUAGAGUUCUUAUUGAGUUGCUUGAACUGCACAAAAGUUUUAGGACUAUGGAAACAUAAACCAGUACUGAAACUACAUUUUAAAAAUCAGUUCACCUUCAAAUGUUUGUAGUUGACAUUGAAAGAUAAAAUAUAGAAUGGUAGGGCUGGGUGCGGUGACUCAAGCCUGUAAUCCCAGCACUUUGGGAGGCCGAGGCAGAUGGAGCAUGAGGUCAAGAGAUCGAGACCAUCCUGGUCAACAUGGUGAAACCCCGUCUCUACUAAAAAUACAAAAAAUUAGCUGGGCAUGGUUGCACGUGCCUGUAAUCCCAGCGACUCAGGAGGCUAAGGCAGGAGAAUUGCCUGAACUCAGGAGGCGGAGGUUGCAGUGAGCGGAGAUCGUGCCAUUGCACUCCAGCCUGGGUAACAAGAGCGAAACUUUGUCUCAAAAUAAAUAAAUAAAUAAAUAAAUAAAUAAAUAAAAAUAUAUAGAAUGGUAGGCUGGGCACAGUGGCUCACGCCUGUAAUCUCAGUCCUUUGGGAGGCUGAGGUGGGUGGAUCACGAGGUCAGGAGAUCAAGACCAUCCUGGCCAACAUGGUGAAAUGCCAUCUCUACUAAAAUAUAAAAAAUUAGGUGGGCAUGGUGAUGUGUGCCUGUAAUCCCAGCUACUCAGGAGGCUGAGGCAGGAGAAUCACUUGAACCUGGGAGGUAAAGGUUGCAGUGAGCAGAGAUCGCACCACUGCACUCCAGACUGGCAACAAAGCAAGACUCCGUCUCAAAAAAACAAAAACAAAACAAAAAAUAAGAAUGGUAAAACUUGCAGUUCACUACUAUUAACUUUAAAGUCUUCUUUUUUCUUUUUUUUUCUUCUGAGACAGAGUCUCACUUUCUUGCCCAUGCUGGAGUGCAGUGGUGCAAUUUCAGCUCACUGCAACCUCCACCUCCUGGUUCAGGUGAUACAGCCUCAGCCUCCCAAGUAGCCGGGGCCACAGGUGUGUGACACAACACCCAGCUAAUUUUUGUAUUUUUAGUAGAGAUGGGGUUUUGCCAUGUUCGCCAGGCUGGUCUUGAACUCCUUACCUCAGGUGAUCUGCCUGCCGUGGCCUCCCAAAAUGCUGGGAUUACAGGUGUGAGCUACUGUACCCAGACUUUAAAUCCUUCUUAUUAAAGUUUACAAUGUAUGUUAUAUAUGUAUAUUCUACAUCUUAUAUAUGCCUGGGCAACAGUAUUAUGUAUAUUAUAUAUGUAUUACAUAUAUUAUAUAUGUAUUACAUAUAUUAUAUAUAUGCGUGUUGCUGUACUGCUUAAGUGAAUCAGCUCUAGCCAACCAGCCAAUAGUUUUGGCAGAAGAAGACAUUAGUUUUGCUAGAAUCACCUGAAUCACUGUGACUAUGUUACUUUAACCCAUGAUACAGCGAUAGAUACCUUUAUUUUAUUUUUAUUUCAUAUCUUUAUUGAUUGCUUGAUUGAGACAGGGUCUUGCUCUGUCACCUGGGCUAGAGUGCAGUGGUGUGAUAAUAGAUCACUGCAGCCUCAAACUCCUAGGCUCAAAUGAUCUUCCUGCCUUAGCAUCCCAAAUAACUAGAACUACAUAUACCACAACAGCUGGCUGAUUUUUAUUUUAAAUAUUUAUUUAUUUGACGGAGUCUGUCUCCCAGGCUGGAGUGCAGCAAUGAGAAGACAGCUCACUGCAGCCUUGGCCUCGAGCUCAAGUGAUCCUCCCACUUCAGCCUCACAUGCAGCCCAGACCACAGAUAUUGGAUCAGAAAGAUACACUUUCAGCUUCACCAUUCGGGAUUCACCAGCACAUUUUAUAAAUGCAACUUCCUGGGGCAAUGAAGAUUACAUCAAGUCUCUUUCUGACGGCUUUAGGGUUGGCGAUUGUGUGAUAAUUGAAAAUCCUCUGAUCCAAAGAAAGGAUAUAGAAAGAGAGGAAAAAUUCAGCCCUGCAACUCCUAGCAACUGUAAACUAUUGCUCAGUGAGAAUCACUCGACAGUGAAAGUUUGUUCCAGUUAUGAAGUGGACACAAAGUUACUUUCUUUGAUACAUUUACCUGUUAAAGAGUCUCGUGAUUAUUAUUCACUGGGUGACAUUGUUGCGAAUGGACACAAUCUUAAUGGGAGGAUUAUUAACGUGCUUGCAGCUGUGAAGUCGCUACUCAGGAGGCUGAGGCGGGAGAGUCGCUUGAAUCUGGGAGGCGGAGGUUGCAGGGAGCCGAGAUUACACCAUUGCACUCCAUCCUGGGUUGGAGAGCCAAAAUACUUUACAACUUCAGACCGGAGAAAAGGCCAGCGCUGUGAAGUUAGACUCUAUGAUGAAACAGAAUCUUCUUUUUCAAUGACAUGUUGGGAUAGUGAGUCCAUUCUACUUGCACAGUGCUGGAUGCCACGAGAAACAGUAAUAUUUGCCUCGGAUGUAAGAAUAAGUUUUGACAAGUUUCGAAACUGCAUGACAGCAACUGUAAUCUCAAAAACCAUUAUUACAACUAACCCAGAUACACCAGAAGCUAACAUUCUACUGAAUUUUAUAAGAGAAAAUAAAGAAACAAACAUUGUGGAUGAUGAAAUUGACAGCUAUUUCAAAGAAUCCAUAAAUUUAAGUACAAUAGUUGAUGUCUAUACAGUUGAACAAUUAAAGGUAAAAGCUUUGAAGAAUGAAGGAAAAGCUGAUCCUUUCUAUGGCAUCCUUUAUGCCUACAUUUCUGCACUGAACAUUGAUGAUGAAACUACAAAAGUGGUUCGAAAUAGAUGUUCCAGCUGUGGUUAUAUUGUAAACGAAGCAUCUAACAUGUGCACAACUUGCAACAAAAACUCCUUGGACUUUAAAUCUGUCUUUGUCAGUUUUGAAAUGCUGAUCGAUCUGACUGAUCACACAGGUACCCUUCAUUCCUGUAGUCUCACAGGAAGUGUUGCUGAAGAGACUUUGGGCUGCACGGUAAAUGAGUUUCUUGCAAUGACAGAUGAACAGAAAACAGCAUUAAAGUGGCAAUUUCUCUUGGAAAGAAGCAAAGUUUAUUUAAAAUUUGUUGUAUCGCAUAGAGCAAGGAGUGGAUUGAAAAUUAGUGUGCUGUCAUGCAAGCUUGCAGAUCCCACUGAGGCGAGCAGAAACUUGUCUGGAUAAAAACAUGUUUAAAAUAGUCUAUCAUUCUAAACUCUGGAAAAGUAUAGAGUUUUAACUCCCUUUAAAAUGGAAUACUAAUUUGAAAAUUAUGGGGAAAAUUUUGUUUUGUUUACAUGUGACUAAUAUGUUUCUAGAAACUGUUAUGGUGGAACUGGUCUGGGGCGAGUCUGAAGGCCUCUCUCAUCUGACCUCCUUUCCUAGAAGGCCUCCUGCUGGCUUUGCCUUGUCUCCUCCCAAGUUGGAAAAUGUUUACAUAAAUUAAUAAACAUUUAGUGUUCUA
Callithrix jacchus (white-tufted-ear marmoset) is the source of this 4643-nucleotide messenger RNA. It is a transcript of the gene MEIOB, whose product is annotated as meiosis specific with OB-fold. Gene Ontology annotation, molecular function: single-stranded DNA 3'-5' DNA exonuclease activity; single-stranded DNA binding. The record is from RefSeq and is a predicted model, not a curated record. Lineage: Eukaryota; Metazoa; Chordata; Mammalia; Primates; Cebidae. Gene Ontology annotation, biological process: resolution of meiotic recombination intermediates.